Messenger RNA from Loa loa (African eye worm), 980 nucleotides. Its product is annotated as X11 protein. The transcript has 6 exons. The record is from RefSeq and is a predicted model, not a curated record. NCBI's taxonomy places the organism in Eukaryota, Metazoa, Nematoda, Chromadorea, Rhabditida, Onchocercidae. The coding region runs from base 1 to 876 and encodes 291 amino acids. Gene Ontology annotation, molecular function: protein binding. Gene Ontology annotation, biological process: chemical synaptic transmission. Gene Ontology annotation, cellular component: dendritic spine; plasma membrane; cytoplasm.
AUGGAUCACGCAUUACGAACAAUAUCAUAUAUUGCUGAUAUCGGUGAUCUGGUUGUCUUGAUGGCACGCCGAAUGUCGCAAUCAUCUAAGGAGGAUUUUUCCGUAAGUACACCUCGCGUGAUAUGUCAUGUUUUCGAAUCCGAUGAAGCAUCAUUUAUUGCCCAAUCCAUUGGACAAGCUUUUCAAGUUGCAUAUGUUGAAUUUCUUCGAGCAAAUGGUAUCGAUGAUCCAUCAUAUUUGCGUGAAAUUGAUUAUCAGGAAGUAUUAAGUUCACAGGAAUUAAUGGGUGACGAGUUGGAGAUGUUUGCUAAAAAGGAAACACAAAAAGAUGUUGUUGUACCGAAAAAAGUUGGUGAACCGUUAGGUGUUGUAGUUGUUGAAUCCGGUUGGGGUUCAAUGUUACCAACGGUUGUUAUUGCUAAUUUACAACCAAAUGGUGCUGCGGGCCGUUGCAAUCAUUUGAAUAUUGGUGAUCAGAUAAUUGCAAUUAAUGGCAUUUCCCUAGUAGGUCUUCCUUUAGCUUCAGCACAGCAAAAUAUUAAGGCGACAAAGAGUUGCACUGCUGUAAAAUUAACGGUUGUUUCAACACCACCAGUUGUUGAAGUGAAAAUUCGGCGUCCUGAUACUAAAUAUCAACUUGGUUUUAGUGUACAAAAUGGAGUGAUUUGUAGUUUAUUACGUGGUGGUAUAGCGGAACGUGGUGGAAUUCGUGUUGGCCAUCGAAUUAUUGAAAUUAAUUCACAAAGUGUUGUUGCAGUUCCACAUGAAAAAAUUGUUAAUAUGCUAGCAACAGCAAUUGGUGAGAUUCAUAUGAAGACAAUGCCAACAUCAAUGUUUCGACUGCUCACUGGCCAAGAAGUGCCAAAUUAUAUUUGAUAAAUAUUUUAACUUUAUUUUUAUCACUGCAAUUUCCUCUUGUUUAUUUUCAUUCGUACAUAUUGUUGUUAUUCAUUUCGUUAAUCCCUCAAUUUUUUUUUUUU